Peromyscus eremicus (cactus mouse) is the source of this 1979-nucleotide messenger RNA. RefSeq names its product copine 2 (gene Cpne2). Gene Ontology annotation, cellular component: plasma membrane. Gene Ontology annotation, molecular function: calcium-dependent phospholipid binding. The transcript is spliced from 15 exons. Gene Ontology annotation, biological process: cellular response to calcium ion. The record is from RefSeq and is a predicted model, not a curated record. The coding region runs from base 31 to 1677 and encodes 548 amino acids. Lineage: Eukaryota; Metazoa; Chordata; Mammalia; Rodentia; Cricetidae.
CAGGAACUGCUGCUGCUGCCGCCAACCCCCAUGGCCUACACUCCAGAUGGGGGUGUGCCCGCCACCGGGGCCAUCCCCUUGGGCUCUCAGUGCUGUGUGUGUAAAGUGGAGCUGUCCGUGAGUGGCCAGAACCUGCUGGACCGGGACGUCACCUCCAAGUCUGACCCUUUCUGUGUCCUGUUUACAGAAGACAAUGGCAGGUGGAUGGAGUAUGACAGAACAGAGACAACCAUCAACAACCUCAACCCAGCCUUCUCCAAGAAGUUUGUGCUGGAUUACCACUUCGAGGAGGUGCAGAAACUCAAGUUCGCCCUAUUUGAUCAGGACAAGUCCAGUGCGCAGCUGGAUGAGCAUGACUUCCUGGGUCAGUUCUCCUGCAGCCUCGGCACGAUUGUCUCCAGCAAGAAGAUCACUAGGCCUCUGCUGCUGAUGAAUGAUAAGCCGGCAGGGAAGGGCUUGAUCACGAUCGCAGCUCAGGAGCUGUCAGACAACCGAGUCAUCACGCUGAGCCUGGCCGGCAGGAAGCUGGAUAAGAAGGACCUCUUCGGGAAGUCAGACCCAUUUCUUGAGUUUUAUAAGCCAGGGGACGAUGGCAAAUGGAUGCUAGUCCAUAGGACAGAGGUGAUCAAGUACACUCUGGACCCUGUGUGGAAGCCGUUCACUGUGCCGUUGGUGUCCUUGUGUGAUGGGGACCUGGAGAAGCCCAUCCAGGUUAUGUGCUAUGACUAUGACAGUAAUGGAGGCCAUGACUUCAUCGGCGAGUUCCAGACCUCUGUGCUGCAGAUGAAUGAGGCUCGGGAUGGUGUUCCGCUGGAGAUGGAGUGCAUCAACCCCAAGAAGCAGAGGAAGAAGAAGAGCUACAGGAACUCAGGCAUCAUUAUCCUGCGGUCAUGCAAGAUACACCGAAACUACUCAUUCCUGGACUACAUCCUGGGAGGCUGCCAGCUCAUGUUCACCGUUGGAAUAGACUUCACAGCCUCCAACGGGAAUCCCCUCGACCCUUCUUCUCUACACUAUAUCAAUCCCAUGGGCACCAACGAAUACUUGUCAGCCAUCUGGGCAGUGGGACAGAUCAUUCAGGACUAUGACAGUGAUAAGAUGUUUCCUGCUCUGGGGUUUGGGGCCCAGUUACCACCAGACUGGAAGGUGUCCCAUGAGUUCGCCAUCAACUUCAACCCCACCAACCCUUUCUGCUCAGGCGUGGAUGGCAUCGCCCAGGCGUACUCAGCCUGCCUGCCCCACAUCCGCUUCUAUGGCCCCACAAACUUCUCCCCUAUUGUCAACCACGUGGCCCGGUUUGCAGCGCAGGCCACACAGCAGCAGACGGCAACGCAGUACUUCAUCCUCCUCAUCAUCACUGACGGGGUCAUCAGCGACAUGGAGGAGACCCGGCAUGCUGUGGUGCAGGCCUCCAAGCUGCCCAUGUCCAUCAUCAUUGUGGGUGUGGGCAAUGCCGACUUCGCAGCCAUGGAGUUUCUGGACGGGGACAACCGUAGACUGCGCUCACACACCGGCGAGGAGGCGGCCCGCGACAUCGUGCAGUUCGUGCCCUUCCGGGAGUUCCGCAAUGCAGCAAAAGAGACUCUGGCCAAAGCGGUGCUGGCGGAGCUGCCGCAGCAAGUAGUGCAGUAUUUCAAGCAUAAAAACCUGCCCCCCACCAACUCCGAGCCUGCCUGAGCCCGUGCCCAGCAGCAGCAUGCCAGCUGAGCCCCCAGCACCCCCAGGAACGUGCACGUUCACCCUGCUUCCUCGUGGGUGGCCUUUUUUACCAGUCCACAUUUUUAUUUUUUACAACCGGACCUCCGCCCCCAACUUCCCCCAGCCCAGCUGGGCUUCCUUUGUCAGAGUCGACUGAUGAUGCUUCCAGGACAAACCGGCUUCCUCUCCCCGCCCCCCUGCCACUCUAAGUAUUGAAUGUACUUUGUAUAAUUUUAGUGGAAUUAUUGUUAUUAAGGAGAAUAAAAUUUUUACAAUCAUAA